CAUCCGUUUUUCUUGUUGCUGGGCAGGUAAACAAAUGUCACACCGGUUCACGCAUAUUUUCUUACCAUGUCGUAAAGCAGACACAUGUUUAUGAGCGAUGCAAUGGAUUGAAUGACAGAACACCUGUUCGACAAUUUUAAUGAUCAGUGUUAUGUUGGUUAACUGAAGAGGAGAAAAUGUCGGACUAUGAUUACAGCGAUUCCUUUAUCAGCGACGAGGAUGAUGCCCCAAGAGCAACCAAAAGUACGGGGGGCAGGAACUUCAGGAAGUACAAACCAGAUUCCAAGAGUCAAACAUUUACUGAAGUCUACUAUCCUAAAAAGAAAGUUGGUGGACACAGGGGCGGCCGAGGCCGGGGUGGCAGAAAUACUAUGGGCCGAACAUCAGUGGCCAACUCCGAACCCAAAAUGGACGGCGUUGUUCAGAGAAUGAUGUCUGCCAAAAACCUAAAACUGAACGAACUCAGGAACCAGAUCGAGGACAUGCAGACAGCAUUCCGGGACCUCAAAGAGGAGAACAAGCUCCUCAAGAAAAUGCAGCACCGACAAGAGAAGGCCCUCGUAAAGUACGAGGAAACCGAGGGCGAGCUUCCACAGAUCAUUGCCAGGCACCAAAACGAGGUGCGAACGCUGAAGGAGAACUUACGUAAAACACGGGAGAAAUACGAAAGGACGGAUCGCUACCUCAGGGAUGCCGAGGAUGAACUUGACAAGGUCAAGGGCAAGUUAAAGCGGUACAAGUCUCUGGCCGACCAAAAUAAUCUGAAGGAGAGGGACGAGCUUCAGAAGGAGAACCAGAGGCUGCAGAUAGAACUGGAGGAGAAGGAAAUCAGGGUCAAGGAUCUGGAGAAACACAUUGUAAAUCUGAACAAAAAUCACAGGCAUGAGCUGGGGAUAGAAAUGGCCCGGAACCGAGACCUAACCAAGCAGAUGGAUAGCCUCCGAGAUCAGAAUAAUCAGCUGGAAAAACUACUCAAGGAGAAAGACAAAGAACUUCAGAUCAAGAAUAUUUACGCUAACCGUUCCCGUGCCCCUCAUCGGCUUCCGGCUUCCUAUGGGGGAACCCCACACGACACACCCCCACCUAAAGCAAGAAAAAGGGCACCCUCACUGCAAGAUCUGACCCCCAGGGAAAAGGUCAAGUUGUAUGAGGAAAAAAGGAAAGAGGAGGAGAGAAAGCAGAAAGAGAACUCGCAGAGCAAGGGGUAUUCUACCUCAACAGAAUAUGCCCCUGCCCCCACCUGGAGACGCCCUGCCCCUGGGGAUCACGAGUACGAAUCAGCCAAGGAAAAUAAACCUCCCCUGCCCAGUACGGGUAGAAAACCGUUUGGCUUUAAAUUCCCUGGUAGCACCGCUCGACCAGAGAAAGAACUAGAGGAGUUUGGGGCAGCUAUUGCAGAUGAGCAACAAGAGAAAAGUCGGAGGGAAAAAGAAGAGAAAGAACGUGAAGAAAUGGAAAGGAGAUUAAAUCAGGAGCGAGAAGAAAAAGAACGCAGAGAGUGGGAGAGACGAGAUCGAGAAAGAAGAGAGCGGGAAGAAAGAGAGCGACAGGAGGAAGAGAGGCGGAAAAACGAAGAGGCGGACUGGAAAUUAACGCUGGAAAAAGAGAGGCUCAAACACGAGCAGGAACAGAGAGAUAACGAAGCGAGGCGGCGAGAGGAUCAGCAGCGGCGUGAGCGGCAGGAACAGGAACGCAGGGACCGUGAAAGACAGGAGCAGGAGCGCAGGGCCAGGGAGGAGCGAGAGAGAGAAGAGAUGGAUGAAAAACUACAGGCAGAACGGAAGAAAAAGGACGAUCUGUUAGCAAAGUUAAAGGAUAUUGAUGAAGGAAAGAAUAAGAGCAAGGGCCCCGAGAAGAAGGAGGUGGAUACAUUCUUUGUUACGUCAGGAAACGUGGAUGUUGGGGAUAAGAAAACAGACAAAAAUAAGAAAAAGGAGAAGGAACCCGACAAUUUCUUGUUUUCUGCAAGUCGGAAGGACAGUGAUGGGGGCCUAGGAUCAGCCUCCAGUAAAAGUAGCUACACGUUUUCUAAACCAAUUGAAAAUAUGCAUUCAGGCAAACCGGCAAGAGAUGAUGUGACUGUUCCAUAUAUUGAAAAGAAGAAACAACAGAAGGCUCAGGAAGAUGUGGAUGAAUUUGGUGGAUACAUGCCGUCAUUCUCCAGCAACAAAACAACAUCGAAAACGACAAAGAAAAGUGGAGGAAUUGUGUUCAAUGACGACUUUUUGUCAUCGAAACCUCCACCAAAAAAGACAAAUAAAAAGAGUGAUUUAAUGUCAGAUCUAUUCGGCAAGCAAACAAAAACUACUAGUCAAAAUAUAGAUGACGAUGAUAUCUUUAAGCCAUCCACAACUAAGAAAACAACCACCGUGAAUUCAUCUAAUAAGAGUUCUUUCCCUUGGGAUGACGAUGAUUCAAAAACUACAGCAAAGAAACCUGCCACAAAGCGUGAGAAUUCCACCAGCGCGUUAUUCGGAGGUGGAAGUGCUCUCAUUGAUGAUGACUUUUCUACAAAAGACUCCUCUAAAAUGUUACCAAGGCGCCCGCGGCAGACAACCACCACAUUCCAGGCCAGGCCCGCGGUGACUGCGGUAGAUCAUUAUGAUGACGAUAUUGAGGAGAUAUUUUUCUGUCACUUUCCCGCAAAAAUUGAAAUGGAAACAGGUUCAUCUGUUUCAAAGGGGACUUUUGCAUUCAAAGGCAAGAAAAAAACGGUGGAUGCAGACCAGUAUUUUGGGAGAUUUGAUAAUGUAGGAACUCACAAGCAGCGAUUAGAUGUACUGCAGGAGACAUGGGAGUUAAUGGACACUCAGAUUCAGAUUUUAAGGUCCGAUUUGAAUUCUAAGAUAUUUGAUGAUUUGAUGAAGUUUGCCAAAUCUUCACAUGAAUCUUUUAUAUUGGGAGGAGCAAAAGUGGACAGCACAUCAAAGGAGAUUCCAACUGCAGCCUUUGUAACUGGGGUUAACACACCAGACCAUGGGGUGAUGUUUGCAAACUUAGUAGCCUCAUUACAAGAAAAUGUCAGCCCUCUGGUGGCCAUCCUCAAAUCUAAGGACUGUAACUCUGUUAAAAACACUCUAAGUAAAACCUUGACUCAACUGUUCCAAAAUCCACUGUUGUUUUCAGAUGAAGAGGAUGAUAUCUCCCAUAACAAAAAGAAUAUGACAUGUUCCAUGGCGACCCUUGUAUCUUGGUAUCAAGACAAAUACUCAUGUAGUAACUCUAGUCCAAAGAAGAGAAAGUCUGUCAGUGGGGGAUCCAGAGAUUUGGGGCAGUUUCCACCUAUUGUUAUUCUGUUUGAGGACCUGGAGUGUUUUCUACCUCAUGUUUUACAGGACUUUAUCUCUAUAUGUAGGAACUACAUAUGUGAGCUCCCUCUUGUAUUUGUGUUUGGUAUUGCCACAUCAGUAUCAGCUGUACAUCGACUCUUACCCAAUGCUGUGUCAUCAAUGUUGUGUAUGGAAAAGUUUCAGGCACCCCCCUCCACAGAGUAUCUUAAUAUGGUCAUCAACCAGAUCCUGAUGACCUCGGUGUACCCAUUCAAGCUGGGAUCUAAAGUCUUUCAGCUGUUGUUGGACAUCUUUUUGUACCAUGACUUCUCUGUACUCAACUUCAUCAAGGGACUGCAGUUUGCAAUGCAGGAUCACUUCUUCACGGUCCCUGUCAGCCAUCUUUGUUGUCCUCUGGAGGAACUAGAGGAACGAGUGAUGAGUCUGAAACCAAAACAAGUCGAGCAAGUCAGGCGACUCAUGUCAUUCAGAGGAUUUGUUGAGGGAUGUCCGCCGUCAAAACAAGAAGACAUGCUGUUAAAUGACAAAGUCACUAAGUCAGAAUUUGUGGUUUUGCUGAAGAGAAUCCAUACCUACCACUCCCUGCUGUAUCAAGUCCUGAAAUGUCUCCACAUCAUGGUGUCCAGAAUCCCCAAACACCCACUGGGGAAACAGAUUCGUGAGGUGUACUCCAGGGUGCUGAAGUCUUUUAUCUGUGAUUCCGAGGAUUACAAGGAGUGCUUAGAACUACUCAGAAUGACCUCUAAGGAUGAGCUGGUGGACCUGAUACAGCAGUGUCGAUCCUCCCUGGAGGGGACCCUGCCCCCUGACCUCGCUCAGCUCCCCACAGAUCUGGACAUCCUCCUGGAGAAGUUUGUCAAGAUUGAUGAGGUAACAGAAGAGGAGACACCAGAGGGCAGCACUGAGGAAGCUCUUCAUCUGGAGAAAACCGACCUUCACACUCUAAGAAAGAGAUUACAAGAGGAAGGAAAGAAGAAAAAGAAACUAUCUCCAUACGAAAAAUUGAGAUCUGAAGCUAUAGAUUUCUUUGAUGAGUUAUUCAGGAGGUACUUGAUAUGCCCCUCCUCCCUGCCCCUGUACGAGAUAUUUUACUACGAUGCGUGGGUGGAGAUUAAGCGACACUGUAACGCCUCUCCUAGAUCUGUCGUCCAGAUGGCGCUCAGUUCCCCGCAUCAUUAUCUACAGUGUAAAUGCUGCAGUUCUGAGUCAGGUUCCAUAACUCCGUCCAUGCCUGAUAUCUGUAUUGCCUACAAACUUCACCUAGAGUGUGCCCAGCUAAUUAACUUAUAUGACUGGCUACAGGCUUUCGCUACUGUGGUGAUGUCCGAUGAAGAAUUAAAUGAAGAAAAGAUCAAGAACCCAGACAAGGAACUACAAGCCCGGUUUAUCAGGGCCGUGUCUGAACUUCAGUUUCUAGGAUUUGUGAAACCAACCAAGAGGAAAACAGAUCAUGUGGCUCGCCUCACAUGGGGUGGUUGCUGAGUAAAUAGAGGGAUGGAUUCUAGAGUGGUAAAUCAA
Messenger RNA from Saccostrea cuccullata (small rock oyster), 4808 nucleotides. RefSeq lists its product as uncharacterized. Lineage: Eukaryota; Metazoa; Mollusca; Bivalvia; Ostreida; Ostreidae. Gene Ontology annotation, biological process: DNA replication initiation; DNA replication. The record is from RefSeq and is a predicted model, not a curated record. Gene Ontology annotation, molecular function: DNA replication origin binding. Gene Ontology annotation, cellular component: nuclear pre-replicative complex; DNA replication preinitiation complex; nuclear origin of replication recognition complex.